AUGGCAAGAUUUAGACUUGUAGGGCCCUGGGCGGUGGGGUUGUUGUUGUGGGUGUGUUCGCCGCUGCUGCUGCUGCGCUGCAGCGGGGGGGCCCUCGGCCCCAGCCGGCGGCUGCGCCCGACGCUGCGGCUUGCUGCAGAGCAGCAGCAGCAGGAGGAGCAGCAGCAGCUGCAGCUGGAGCAGCUGGACCUGGUGGUGGACGGGCUGCAGAGUCCCGCGGGCCUGGGGGCCCCCGUGGAGGCCCUCCUGGGGGCCCCCCGGGGCCCCUCGCGGCGGCAGCAGCGGCGGCGGCUGCCUGUGGGGCCCCUGCUGCUGACUGCUGCUGCAGUGGGGGCCCUUGUGGCGAACUUCGCGAUGCGGCGCGUGGGGGCCCCCCCGGGGGGCCCCCCCCGUGCGCGCGGCGCCGCCGCUGCUGCUGCGGAGGAAGAACAGCAGCAGCAGCUGCAGCAGCAGCAGCAGCAGCUGCUGCUGCAGCAGCUGCUCGCGGAGGCCGACAGCCUGCGCAGCGAGGUGCCGGAACACUUUGCUGCUGUUGCUGCUGCUUACAAAGAGCACUGCAGCACAAUAUCCCGGAGGUACAGAGAAGCCCUUUCGUGUCUGUACAGCAGCAAACUGGUGUCUGCUGCAGCAGCAGACGCAGCAGAAAACCACUUUUUGCUGCUGGAGGAAUCCUGGGGCCUCCAGGAGGUGCAGCAAACUUGGACAGAACUUGUGGAGAAGCUCACGCUGCAGAUGACUCCCCCGGAAGCAGCAGAAGUGUCUUCUCUUGCUGCUGCUCUCGUUUCCCAGUUUGCUGCUCGCCUCGAGCUGCUGCAGCACGAGUGCGCCACGGCCUUGGCGCAGCAGCGCCGCCACGUUGCUGCUGCGCUGCAGCAGCACGAGCUCGCCGCUGCAGCGGGGGGCCCCCUGGGGGACCCCGAACUCAGGGCUGCGCAGCAGUUUCUUUCUCAAGUUGCUUUUCUUAGAACAAAGGGCCCCAAACUUGAGCAGCUAAAGGGGCCCCUGGGGGCCCUCGAGAGGGCCCUUGCUGCUGCUACUGCAGCAGCACGAAAAGCUGCUGCAGCACGCAGCUCGGAGGAGCAGCGGCCGCCGCCACGCAAGCGCAAAAGGUCGGGAUAA
This is a messenger RNA of Eimeria tenella, 1119 nucleotides long. RefSeq lists its product as uncharacterized. Bases 1 to 1119 code for a protein of 372 amino acids. The record is from RefSeq and is a predicted model, not a curated record. The transcript has a single exon. Lineage: Eukaryota; Apicomplexa; Conoidasida; Eucoccidiorida; Eimeriidae.